Molecule: messenger RNA, 2247 nt
Organism: Fraxinus pennsylvanica
Lineage: Eukaryota; Viridiplantae; Streptophyta; Magnoliopsida; Lamiales; Oleaceae
Source: the annotation of a GenBank genome assembly
AUGGCGAGCGACUCACUGAUCUCGGAGUCGCUGGAACCACUGCAAGAACUCAAUGGACCGUCUCUCUUCCCCCGUACAAUUAGGGCUUCAACUGACGGUCCAAUUCCAUCCGACUCCAAAGACCUAAAUUCAAUUCAUCAUUUUAUGAAAUCUUUGAAAGAGUUAAGGAGUCCUGAAAAGCUUAGGAAUGAGGCAAAGAGAAUUAUGAAUGGAGCAGCGCUUCUUGGUUCGAAUUUCACAAACAUCGCUGAAACUGUGAGCAUCAGUGAUGCUGUUGCUGCAAAGGACAAAGGCAAGCCUCAAGAACGAAGGCCAGGGCUGGCCCUUGGUCGUAAGCGGGCUCGGUUUUCAUUGAAGCCUAAUGUGAGUCAGCCUUUAGUGACUUUGGAACCAACUGUGAAUGUUGAUCAGCUGGAAGACCCAGACAAAUUUUUUGAUGCUUAUGAGAGGCUUGAAAAUGCCCAGAAGGAAAUACGGAAACAGCUUGGUGACCGCACAAACAAUUUGAAUGCAUUCAAAUCUUCAGCUAAUGCACGUCGUCGUCGACCUGGAAUUUUGGGGAAGUCAUAUAUUUAUAAGCACCGUUACUCCGCAGUGCCAUCUGAAAAUGAUGACUCACUAACGUCCUCCCAAGAAAUAGUGGAGGAGGAUGCAGUGCCUUCUAAAAAUGAUACAUUAACGUCCUCCCAAGAAAUAGUGGAGCAGGAUGUUCUGAAUGCUCCUAUACAUGAUUCUCAGCAAAACAUAAUAGACUCCAAUCCCAGUCCCAAUGUUUAUUUACAGGAAGUGGAAUUGCCUGACUCAACGACAGAGAUGGGGAAUACUGUCAACCAUAUUUUGGAUGAGUUGCUAUCAUGUAAUAAUGAAGAUUUAGAUGGGGAUGGAGCUUUGAAUAUCUUGCAGGAACGAUUGCACAUCAAACCUCUUGAUCUUGAAAAAUUGUGCAUGCCUGAUCCUCAUCACGUUGGAAGGAUUGAUGUUAUGGCCCUGGAAAAAAAAUUGCUGAAGCUCUGGAAUAAUUCACCGGUAAUUGAUACUUCGCUGAAAAACGUACUUGGAGAACUACCAAGUGAACAUGAACAAGUGGCAAACAAUCCAAUCAACAAUGGAGCCUCAAAAACCCCUCCAAGAAAUCCUGUUGCUUCUCUAUCUUUGUUGAAGAAACGAAUUUUGCAAUCUAGUCCCCUGAGAGAUCCUCAUUCUCCACUUAAAGUUAAUGUGUCAGCACCUCCAAGUGUUUCUCCUGUUCAACCAAUCAACAAGCUUCAUGAUCAGGUUGAACUGAAGAAUGUGAACGUGUCUAGCAAGUUGAAGUCAUGCAUAGAUGUUGAAAUUAGAGAACCUACCAUUUCUAAUAUGGAUUCACAAAAGGUGAUAAAUGGAAGUUCAGGCAUUUUGCUGGAUCCGUUUGUGGACGAGACUGCAUGCAGACAAAAUGCAGAUGGAUCAAGUCGACCAAACGAAUUACCAGAUUGCAAUGCUCAAGAAGAAACUGUUGUUGGAAACUUAGAAGUGCCACGAAAUCCAACCAACCAUGAAGCCUCACCAACCCCUCCCAGAAAUUUAGUCGCUUCUCUAUUAUCACUGAAGAAGCGAAAUUUGCAAUUUAAUUCUCCUAGAGAUCCACUUUCUCCUCUUAAGAUUAAUAGGUCGGCACCUACAAGUGUUUCUCCUGCUCAACACAUCGACAAGCUCCACGAUCAGAUUGAAAUGAAGGAUUCAGGGAUGUCUAGCAAGUCGAAGUCAAGCAUAGAUAUUGAAAUUAGGGAACCUGCACUUUAUAAUGUGGAUUCACAGAAGGUGAUAAAUGAAAGUUCAGGCCGUUUGACGGAUCAGUUAGUGGAUGAGAAUUCUAGCGGAGAAAAUGGAAAUGGUGAUAGUCAACCAAAUGAAGUACCAGAUUGCUGUGUUGAAGAAGCAACAGUUGUUGGAAACCUAAACAGCAAUGAUGUCAUGGAUAUUCCAUCCACGAUGCAGCAGUUCGAUAUUGAACAACAGCCUGAGACACAUCACAUCAGGAAACGGAAAUCAAAUAGAGAAGCAAGUGAAAACCGCCUCAGAAAAGCUCAUCCACUGAGAAAAAGUCUUGCAGAGUCUGGUACAUCAUUUGAAACUGGAGUAAGAAGAAGCAAAAGAAUUAGAAUGAGACCUCUGGAAUACUGGAAAGGCGAGAGGUUCUUAUAUGGACGUGUAAAUGAGAGUGAGUAUUCUGACUUUUCAACAGACAACAUAGAUGACAGACUAUGA